This is a messenger RNA of Moneuplotes crassus, 1108 nucleotides long. The record is from the annotation of a GenBank genome assembly. NCBI's taxonomy places the organism in Eukaryota, Ciliophora, Spirotrichea, Euplotida, Euplotidae.
AAAAAAUGGAACAAAUCCAGCCAACCUACAACCUCAUCUCCCUGGAAUCCUCCAGUGGCCUAAAAUACCUCCCUAUUCUUUACCAAAAGAGUGCUGACCAGGAAGAAAUGGGGGAUUUGGUCGUGAACGUGUUUGAGAAGGGAGAGAAUAGUGAAGAUGGGAAGAAGAAACAGGGGGCUGAGAUUGAGAAAUUUUAUAGCGAUUUUGUAGUGGGAACUGAGAAGGGUAUCACUGUGGUGGAAAUCGAGGGAACUCUAUCUAACUCUACGCUAGCUCUGACACCUCUAUCGCUUGAAGAAGGAAUUUCUGUUCCUUCUUCUAAGAAAUAUUGGGUGUCAACCCAAGUGUUCUUGGAUAGACUCUAUUUUGUUGAUUUGGAAAAGGUGGAGGACUCUGUCUUUAUCGCAGAUCUGAAAACGAUGACUCUCUAUAAGGUGCAUUAUUCCUCUGAGAUUUGCAGUGGGGUCGAACUUGAUUUCAAACCAAAUAUGCCAAGGUCAUCAUUCUCCUUAUGAAGCACUAAGGAUUAUAGGAUGUAUGUUUUUGGAGGGGUAGACUCAAACGGAGAAGUCCUAAACUCAGUCGAAUUCUUUGAUUGUACACAAUAUCAGUGGACAAAGAUCGAUGCGAAAGGAACUGCUCCUCAUGGUAGGCAUGGUCAUACUGCAGCUAUUGUUCAAAAUCAUAUGUUUGUCCUUGGAGGAAGCGAGUCAGCAGAUUUAGAAAAUCCAAAAGAGUGCAAAAAUAAUAUGGCAAUUUUGAAUUUAGAUCUCCAUGAAUGGCUUCCUGUUGUAGAAACAGGGAAAAAUGGUCCAGAAAAUUCUAUUUCUCAACAUAUUUGAGAAGUAAAAGGAUCAAACGAAUUACUAAAAGUUUAUUGGAAGUCUCCGGAUACAGAUACUCAAAAUCUAUCCUUCUUCAAUAUAAAAGACAGAGUUUGGAUACCAACAGAAGUUAAGCUUCUUUCAUCUUCAGAGUCUCCCGGCUGUCAGAUUUCUCACUUCCAGUAUACAAAAGUAACUGCCAAGAAGCCAUUAAUACAAGCACCUAAGAAAAGAGUAUUGCCAAAGAUUACUCCUCCUAGUGGAAAGGAUUCUAUGCAUUAAGG